Molecule: messenger RNA, 1968 nt
Organism: Hyposmocoma kahamanoa
Lineage: Eukaryota; Metazoa; Arthropoda; Insecta; Lepidoptera; Cosmopterigidae
Product: peroxidase-like
Exons: 12
Coding region: 1-1968 (655 amino acids)
Biological process (GO): response to oxidative stress
Molecular function (GO): peroxidase activity; heme binding
Source: RefSeq, a predicted model, not a curated record
AUGCAUAGCACCUGGCCUCUAUCAGCGGUGUUGCUGGGGUUGUUGACCAAUGUUGUCGGGGAGUUCUACGAUACCUUCACCGGGAAGCAGAUAUCACCGUUUAAGUAUGCGGAGUACCGAUCUUUGGGUUUGGUCCCUUACUGCGCCCAAGAGAUCAAGACAUGUAACGAAAAGGAGACACGCCGCGCAGACUACUCUUGCAAUAACCUGCAUUAUCCUAUCAGAGGCACCGUCUUUACUCCGUAUAGAAGAAUGCUUCCUCCUAUCUUUGGGAGGAACUACGACAACAGACCCCAGAUUUCGGGAAUGCCCCUCCCCAACAUCCGCGCAGUCCGCACAUCACUAAUGUCUGACGGGCGCAUCGCAAGCAAAACUUUUACUACGCAGCUCAUGAGUGGCCUGCUCGCAAUCCUCGGGGACUGCACUACGGUCCAUGAUAUUUUCAAUUACGUAUUGUUUACUCCUACUUGCUGCAUUACUGGUGAUUCUGAUCCCCGCUGCCGGCCGAUCUAUGUCCCUAACGACGACUUUCACCUUCGCUAUAGUCAAACUCGCUGCCUCAAUCUCACGAAGCCUAUUACCUAUCAAGAUUUGGGAUGCGCUCCGGCGACUUUGCCUCCUGAAAGAGUCAACCUAGCAGCUCCACUGCUAGACCUAUCAGGGAUAUACGGCAAUGACGAGACACGGGCGAGGCGGGGACGUGAACUGCGAGGGGGCAGGCUCAAAACGGAUUUUGUCAAUGGCAGAGAAUUUCCCCCGACUGGGUCAUAUAUUUGCGUACAGAAUCAAUUACCUCUUGGGGAGACUAGAUGUCAUGAUUCCCCUGAUCUAGCAUCGAACCUGCUAAUAGGGCCAAACGUCCUCACAGUCUGGCUAUUCCGAAACCAUAACAGAGUAGCUCGCGAGCUCGAAAGAAUGAACCCCUGCUGGAAUGACGAGUUAAUCUAUACGACGACAAAGGAGAUUCACAUUGGCUUGUUAAACCAGAUAUGGUAUUAUGAGAUGUUUCCGCUUCUGUUAGGUUACGACUACCUUCGCGACAGGGAGAUAAUAUACGACACGAAAGGCCAUGUCAACGAUUACAACCAAAAGUUAGAGCCCCGCGUCAGCAUCGAAUUCGUCGUCUUGUAUAGGUGGUUUCAUAAUAUGCAGGACGGACGGCUGAAUAAAUACACUCGCAAAGGAAAACUCCUCGAGGAGAUGAAGAUAGUGGAGUUUACGCUUCGCACAGGAGCCCUGACUAUCAACAAUACCAUUGAAGGCAUCACUCAAGGUUUCUUCAGGCAGGGCACUGCAGAAGCCGACUAUGUCAUUGACCCUGACAUGGGGGAAAGAGUCUUGGGCACUCUACAAUCGGUCUCCGAUAUCAUGGCGACGGACAUCCACAGAGGCCGCGAGGCUGGGCUCCCGCCGUAUGUGGAAUACAGGAAAUAUUGCCAUUUACCAGUGCCGAAGGAGUUCGAUGAUCUUUUGGAAUGGAUGCCAACGGAAAAAGUGGACGCGCUUAGGUUCAGAUAUGAACGUGUCGAAGACAUAGAGCUAUUUCCAGGAAUCCUAGGGGAAAAGUUCCUCGAUGGCCCGGUGCCUCCGACCUUGAAGUGCAUCAUGGCCGACCAGCUCUGGUGGUGGAGGAAAUCUGAUCGGUUCUGGUUCGAGAACAACCAGCAUCCUGGAGCUUUCACUGAAGAACAAUUGUACGAGAUCAGGAAAUCAACGAUGUCCAGGAUUCUUUGCGACAAUGGAGACGAGGUCGAUGAAGUACAGCCCAACAUGUUCCUCUUACCGGAUAAAGGAAACGAGAUGGUAAAGUGCUUAGAUAUACCAAAAGUGAGUCUUCUGCCCUGGAAAGACAAUUGUGGAAAGGACUACGAGGAGCCAAAGCUACCGAAACUAACAGCUGCCAGAGAGAUGUCGUCGAAACCAAAUCCCGAAUAUGACGAAUUUUCUUGGGAGAACUGGGGGCGAUAA